AUGGUUACAUCGAUACAGGACGAAAACGGUUUGCCGAGAAAUACCAAUAUUGAACUCAAAGAUGGCAAAAACUAUGUCGCAAAGACUUCUAACACUACCAAGCUAGAUCUCGGCCAGGCGUCCCUUCGUGGCCAAGACGAACACAGACUGAAAAAUUACACAAGGAGAAACGAGAAGUUCGAUUUUAGUAUUUCCCUGGAUUCCGGGUCAGUUCAGGCAAGGUUUCCAGUAUUUUUUGGCACUGAUGAAGACAGUUUUCUGCGCCACCGCGAGCUGAGUUUGAAGAUAAGGAGACUGAAACAAGACCCAAACUACUUCUCCACGCAAAACCAGGGAGAAGCAAUUGGAAACUCGAACUUAUCAUGGUCGGCACUUGUUGAAAAGAAUGUCAAACCGAUGAUAGUGCCAAAAGUGAAGAAACCAAGUGUUAUUGCUGAUAACUCCCUAAAACCGCUUGGAUAUGUACUGCUGCGGAUCAUGGUGGAUGAUCUGUUCAAAACACCAAUUAUGAAGCCAAUAACGACCAGAGGAAUAGUCAACACGGGUAACAUAUGCUACAUGAACUCAGUUUUGCAAAUCCUGGUUCAUUGCGAUCCUGUGGUGAGGAUAAUGGAGGUGAUAACUAAAGGCGUCAGAGCCAAUUUUGCCGCUGAUUCAAAGUCACCUUUGUUGGAUGCCUUCACUAUGCUUAUAGAGCAAUUCACUAUCCCAUACUCGACCAAGGCCGUAUCACCAGCUACAUUUUUCAAUGCUGUUGCACGUCUGCCAAGGUUUGCGCAUUUGAGGUGGGGGAGACAGGAAGAUGCCGAGGAGUUUCUGGGUUAUUUGCUCGACGGAUUGCACGAGGAGUUUGUGGGUGCCAUAAAGGACCUCAGUGAAACGGAGAGACAGUCAUUACUUCAAAAGAUCGACGAUCCGGAGAGGAAGAUCUUCAUUCUGAACAGUCUUGAGGCCAUAGAUGGGAACUCUGGCUCUUCGGCUGGAUCUUCAACAACUUCAACACAAGCACUAUCCCGAGAAACAGAUGAUGGAUGGCAAGAAGUAGGGAACGACAAGAAGUUUGCAGCAAAGAGAACUGUCCAAGUCAAGUCGUCUCCUAUAACGCAGCUGUUUGGUGGACAAUUCAGAUCGGUUCUGGAUAUCCCUAGACAGAGGGAAUCCAAAUCUAUCACUCUGGACCCAUUUAUGCACGUGCAAUUGGAUAUUUCCGACCCAAAGAUCAACACCUUGGAAGAGGCUUUUUUGAAUCUGAGUGCAGCUGAAGAAAUACCCUACAAGUCGCAACAGGGCAAAGACGUCACUGCUAUCAAGCAGACUUUCAUACAUAAACUUCCCAAGGUACUGAUUAUCCAUCUGAAGCGGUUUGAGUAUGUCCCCGAGGACAGUUUUUCGUUCGGCAGAAUCGAGAAGUUGAAGAAGAAAAUCGAAUAUGGGUUUGAUUUAGAGAUCCCUCUGGAAAGCAUCAGCGAUUCCAGAAAAAGACUGAGCUCGAAGCCACUACACAGAUCGUACAAGUUAAUCGGAGUUGUUUACCACCAUGGAGCCGGGGCCGAAGGGGGCCAUUACACAGUGGAUGUUUUGAAGAGUGAAAAGAACAAAUGGCUCAGAAUCGACGAUGCUGCCAUUUCAGAGCUGAGUAAGGAAGAGGUUACUGAGAAUUCCACCUGUGAGGACGCAAAGAGUGCAUAUAUUUUGACGUAUCAGAGAUUGGACUGA
Molecule: messenger RNA, 1716 nt
Organism: Kuraishia capsulata CBS 1993
Lineage: Eukaryota; Fungi; Ascomycota; Pichiomycetes; Pichiales; Pichiaceae
Exons: 1
Coding region: 1-1716 (571 amino acids)
Biological process (GO): protein deubiquitination
Cellular component (GO): nucleus; cytosol
Molecular function (GO): cysteine-type deubiquitinase activity; cysteine-type endopeptidase activity
Source: RefSeq, a predicted model, not a curated record